GGUGCCGGAGCCCGCGGCGGAACGAGGGUACCAGGGGGUGACUGCAAAGCCCGGGCGGCCGGAGGAAUAGGUGGGCAGGAGCCCGGACUUGGGGGCCUCCGGACUCCCCACGCUCCACUCCCAGAAACCAUCGCGGCGAGAGGUCUCUCUUCAAAGGAGUUGGGCCGGGAGCGCUGAGCUUCCGGGCGCCCGGCUCUGCAAGGCCUUACCUGAAGCCCGGCUUUCUCGACCACUGCGUCUCCCUGGCUUCUGGGCUGGGAGAGGACACCUCAGGCAGUGGGCCCACCUGUGCUGCUUUGCUGGACCUCCUGGGCGCGAGACGACCCUGGGAGGAAGCACAGCAGGCUGGACAGGGCGCAGAGAGGACCCCGGGAGCAACUCCUCCUGCAGAGCUGUUCCAGUUUGACUGAAUUAUCCCGGAUCCCGAGUGCCACCUGACAGCAAACUGCAUGCCAGGAAAGGAACACCAGCUGUGCAGAAUCUGAUCUGUGAAAACCUAGGUUUGUUAAGAGACCAACAUGUGCUCCCCUGCCAGUCCCAAAAUCCUGUAUAGGAAUCCUCGGUUCCUCCGGUUAGCUUUUCUGCAGCUUCAUCAUCAGCAACAGAGUGGUGUGUUCUGUGAUGUCCUUCUGCAGGCAGAAGGUGAAGCAGUCCCAGCCCAUUGCUGCAUCCUGUCUGCCUGUAGCCCCUUCUUCACAGAGCGCCUGGAGCGGGAGAAGCCAGCUCAGGGUCGGAAAGUGGUACUGGAACUGGGGGGCCUGAAGAUCAGGACACUUAGAAAACUGGUAGAUUUUCUAUAUACCUCAGAGAUGGAAGUUUCUCGAGAAGAAGCUCAGGAUGUGCUUUCUGCUGCCCGUCAGCUCCGCGUAUCUGAACUAGAAUCCCUUCAGCUAGAAGGUGGGAAGUUAGUGAAGGCUCCUCAAGGUCGAAGACUGAACCGGGAAUGCUUACAACCUCCAACUCCUGCACCAAUCUCUGCCAGGGUGGUAGCAUCCAGCUGCCACCCUCGAACUCCACUGCCCAUUACCCAGACUCCCUGUCCUCUUGGGGCAAUGAGAGUGAAGUCCUCGGGGAAAGAGGAGGGACCCCAGGAGAAGAGCAACCGACAGAACACAGAGACCUUGUCUGGCGCUCUUCUGCUCAAGAAGAAGGCCAGAGCCUGCCCAGCUCUGCAAGAAAAAAGCGCUUCACCAAGCCACAGCCAGGGACCUAAAGAGAACAAGAGUGGCCCUGCCCUUGGUCCUCCAGCACUUUCCCCACCCGGCUUGUACCGCCCCUCCGUGGAUGAGCGACUCUUGCCCAGAAAGAUCAGGCUGAGUCGCUCCAAGCCGUCUCCUGACAUCUGUACAUCCAAGCCUUCCAGCAUUGUGAGCGGCCCCAGCUCAGUAUCUGCAGCUCCUGGCCGACGUCUUUGGCGGCAGAAGAGUGUAAACAGAGAUGCACCAGAGGCCAAGCAGAAACCAGGGAGGGAGAGUGCUCUACAGAGCACUCCAGGCAGCCCUUCUGGUCUUGAGAAGACAGGUGGGAGCAAGAAGCGAAGCCCUGAAGUCAGAACACCUAACUCAGAUGCUGCAGAGGAGGGGCAGGUAGGGAGAGUGAAGCUGAGGAAGAUCGUCAACGGAACCUGCUGGGAGGUGGUGCAAGAGCCUCCCCUCAAACACUCCCAAGAGAGCCCUCAGAUCCCAGGACCUGGAGACCUGGAAGAGCCUCCGGGGACUCGGCCACACUCUGUUAAUGAGCAAGAAAUGUCAUCGGCUAGACUAGACCCGCGUCAGGACUCACCGGUGUGCUCUAGGCUACAAGACAUUUUGCUGUCUGCUCGCCACUCCCCAGACCAGCCCACAGUGAAGUGUGAGUUUGGGGCCAGUCCAGAGCUGGUGGGGAAGGAGCCUGGAUUGGAUAUUGACUGCAGAGAACCCUAUGCGUUUGACACGACCCUGCUCGGGCCGCCCUGUGAAGCUGAGGAGUACAGAAUCACCAGUGCUGCUGCCGCCAGCGAGCUGGAGGAGAUCCUGGACUUCAUGCUUUGUGGCUCAGAUAUUGAGCCGCCGUUAGGGGCUCUGGAGAGUCCCAGGGCUGAGAGCUGCAGGACCCCUAAUUACCACCUGACAGAAACUGGAAAGAACUGGAUUGAGGGGGAAGAAUGGUGUUUACCAGACAUGGAACUCUGGCCCAGGGAGCUCACAGGAUUGGAAAAGGAACCUGUUGGUGAGAACAAAGAGUCAAUUGAGCCCUUUAGCCCCCUUGUCCUGCCCUCUGAGAACAAAGAGCCAAUUGAGUCCCUUAGCCCCCUUGCCAUCCCCUCAGAGAUGAGUGAAGGGGAGGUGCUUUCAGUGGGAGGCUCUUGGACUCCAGACCUGGAAGUGACCAGUUGCCAGCCACUGCAUGGGCAAAGGAACCAACUUCUCCACAUUGACUCCCUUGACCCACCCCAGAGGGCCUAUGGGGAGCUCUCACCUCCCUCUUCAAACUGGGGGGAGUCUGGGCUGGAAGUGCCCCUAAGUAUGGAUGAGGUAUUAUACCCUGCUCCAGAGGCAGCCAAGGAGGUAUUUGACAACUCUGACUUGAGCCCACUUCCUGCCAGCCCCGAGGAGGAAGAGAUUGACGUGGUAGACUGGACAUCAGACGGGAAGCUGGUGCCCGCCAACAUUCCCUCCGUAUGGCCUGACCCUUCCUCGGAGUCAGAAACAGAGAUAGAUAUACUAACGUAGCCAAGUGGGGAGGGAAGGUUAGGAGCACUGGGAGAUGGGAGAUGUCAGCUAGCAAAAUGUGUUCACAGAGAGGCUAGCACUGGCCCUAUUCUCUCUGCCCAAGAGUCAGAUGUACCCCUGGCUCUCUAGGCCUCCCCUCCCCAGAUUUUGGAAGCCAGGCAGAAGUAGUACCAUGGGUAGAAAAUUAUGAACUUGAACCACCUUAUUUCUCUGUAAUCUAUUUUCCAGUUAGUGACAAGUGAGACAAUAAAUUGUGGUCCCCCAACUCCAGAAGGCCAAGGCCAGGUCUCCCAGGUUAUGAGUUACCUAGUCACUGCUAAUUUGGGAAAAGUUGGUAAAUCACCCUCUGUGGUGGGGGGGUCCCGUGUACCCUCCAGAACAAGGUGUGAAACAGUGUUGGGACAGAACAUUAAGUGGCAAGGGACUAACAGGAUUUUACCCAGUAGCUAAUGUGUGGAGCUUGUUCACUGCAGAGUAUGGAAAGUCCAGCCAGAGCCUCCAUCUUCAUCACUUCCAAGAAGUGAGUUGAAAAAAGUAGUUGCUUUUAUAAAAAUAAAUUAUUUACUUUUUUCCCCCAUACUUAUUUCACAUCCUUUACCAGAGACUUUAGGGGUUCCAGGUAACUGAAAGGCGACUAAUCCCAGAAGGCUGGCUUUGUCCAUCGCUUACAUGCAGAUUAAGUUUUACUUUAUUGCUCAAAUAUUUUAUAUCAAACACUUUAAGUUUUAUUAAACAA
Molecule: messenger RNA, 3447 nt
Organism: Talpa occidentalis (Iberian mole)
Lineage: Eukaryota; Metazoa; Chordata; Mammalia; Eulipotyphla; Talpidae
Gene: BTBD18
Product: BTB domain containing 18
Exons: 4
Coding region: 519-2711 (730 amino acids)
Biological process (GO): positive regulation of transcription elongation by RNA polymerase II
Molecular function (GO): protein binding
Source: RefSeq, a predicted model, not a curated record